ACAGACAAAUGAAUAAUUUGUUUUGUUUUACUUUGUUGGGAGGAGGUUUCGGGGUUUAUAGGAAAAAGAAUUCCUAAAGUCAUCUCUUUAGGCUUUAAGAAAGCACCACAAUCACUUGUAUUUCACAUUUUGGCACUUUCUUGGCACUUGUUUGUCUCUAUUACUGAAACCCCUUUUUUACAAAAAUUCAAGAUUUUCAUUUUUCAGAAGCCAAAGUUGAAAUCUUUAGGUUAAUAUGGAUGAAGACAGAAUAGGGUUAGUACUGGCUAGAAUCUCUGAGCUGAGAGUAGAGAUUACAAACUGCAUUCACAAAGCAUCCAAGAAAUUAGAUGAAGAAGAAGUGGAAUCUGCAAAUGGAACAAGCCUCGAGGCUGAGGAUGAUGAAGCAGUGGAUUGUUUGUUGAAGAUUAAGGAUGCUCUUGAAUCACUUGAAGCCCAAGUGUCUUCUCUGCAGGCACUACAAGAGCAACAAUGGUAUGAAAAAGAAGCAGCGCUGUCUGAGAUAGGUUAUAGUCAAGAAAAGCUGCUCCAGACACUGAAAGGCUACAAAGGCAAGGACUUCCAAGUCAUACACGAGGCGAUUGCUUUUGUUUCUGAAACAGUAGGAGACAACAACGAUCUUCUACUUCCUCCGUACCCAAGCAGACCAUCUCGUGCCAUGGUGUCAGACAAAGGUUAUGGCGCACACUUGCCAUCUGCACGAAAGUUCACUCAAAAUGGGGUAACUGGUAGCCACAACCACUACUCCAGGAAAGAUCUCGAUGAAGCUAACCAAGAAAGAUCCGAGUCUAAAAGCCCAUUAAAAAUGGUUAAGUUCUUCAUUAGUGCAGCAGCCAAGACAGCACUUACAGUUGUUGGUGUAAUCUCUGUCUUGAGUUUGGCUGGAUUUGAGCCUCAGCUAAAGAAACGGGAUAAUCAGCUCAAGGUGUCGACCUUGUUUCAACAGCUUGCAAGCAAGGAGGCGACAGUGGUUGUUGAAUGCCCUCCAGGAAAAGUCCCAGUGGUUGUUGAAUGCCCUCCAGGAAAAGUCCCAGUGGUUGAAAAUGGGGAAACUCGGUGCGUCGUGAAAGAGAGAGUUGAGAUCCCAUUUGAAUCAGUUGUGGCAACUCCAGAUGUAAAUUAUGGUUGUGGAUGAAAAUGUUAAGUCAUUUUCAGCGUUUGUGUAAAUCCCACUGAGUUUUUGACUCUAUUUGAACUUUGCUGAAAGUCUUGUGGCCUGACAUUGUUUGUCUUAGCUAGGGAAAGUUCAAUCUGAAAAUAAAAUCUCAUACUCAAUUGUACCCUGUAACUUCCUCUUUUCAUAUGCUGAAGAAUUCCCACCACAGGA
Nicotiana tabacum (common tobacco) is the source of this 1327-nucleotide messenger RNA. RefSeq names its product plastid division protein PDV2. NCBI's taxonomy places the organism in Eukaryota, Viridiplantae, Streptophyta, Magnoliopsida, Solanales, Solanaceae. The record is from RefSeq and is a predicted model, not a curated record. Gene Ontology annotation, biological process: chloroplast fission.